AUGCCUGGCCUUCCUACCAGUAUCGACUUGGACCAAUGUAUCGAACGACUUUACCGCAAAGAGCUGCUUGCUGAGCCAGUCAUCGAGGCCGUAUGUGCCAAAUCCAAAGAAUUGCUUAUGAAAGAGAGCAAUGUGGUUCACAUCAAGGCGCCAGUAACUGUUGUUGGAGACAUUCAUGGACAGUUUUUUGAUCUCCUAGAGAUCUUUCGGAUUGGAGGAUUCUGCCCCGAUACCAACUAUCUUUUCCUGGGUGACUACGUGGAUCGUGGUCUAUUUAGCGUAGAGACCAUCUCCCUCCUUGUUUGUCUGAAACUACGAUACCCUCAGCGAGUUCACCUCAUUCGCGGUAACCACGAAUCCCGCGGUGUCACCCAAUCCUACGGCUUCUACACCGAGUGUGCCCGCAAAUAUGGCAAUGCCAAUGUGUGGCAUUACUUUACCGACAUGUUCGACUAUCUUACAUUGAGUGUCGUGAUCAACGAUGAGAUAUUCUGUGUGCAUGGCGGCCUCUCCCCGUCCAUUCACUCCAUUGAUCAGAUUAAGAUCAUUGAUCGGUUCCGUGAGAUCCCCCACGAGGGGCCCAUGGCAGAUCUAGUUUGGUCUGAUCCCGACCCAGAACAUGAUGAGUUCUCUCUUUCCCCUCGUGGCGCAGGUUACACUUUUGGAGCGCAGGUGGUUCGCAAAUUCCUCGAGGUCAAUAGCAUGUCUCAUAUCUUGCGAGCUCACCAGCUAUGUAACGAGGGCUAUCAGAUUCUUUUUGAUGACCGUUUGAGUACGGUUUGGAGUGCUCCCAACUACUGCUAUCGCUGUGGUAACCUGGCCAGUGUACUGGAGGUAAGCGAUAGCAUGGAACGCUUCUUCAAUAUUUUUGACGCCGCUCCCGAGAAUGACAUGCAUCGGAACGAGCAACAGGCUCAGCAGAAGCGGGAUUCUCAGCCGGUGAUAGAUUAUUUCUUGUGA
Messenger RNA from Penicillium taxi, 960 nucleotides. RefSeq names its product serine/threonine-protein phosphatase. Gene Ontology annotation, molecular function: protein serine/threonine phosphatase activity. The transcript has 3 exons. Bases 1 to 960 code for a protein of 319 amino acids. Gene Ontology annotation, biological process: peptidyl-serine dephosphorylation. The record is from RefSeq and is a predicted model, not a curated record. Gene Ontology annotation, cellular component: FAR/SIP/STRIPAK complex. NCBI's taxonomy places the organism in Eukaryota, Fungi, Ascomycota, Eurotiomycetes, Eurotiales, Aspergillaceae.